Molecule: messenger RNA, 1458 nt
Organism: Linnemannia hyalina
Lineage: Eukaryota; Fungi; Mortierellomycota; Mortierellomycetes; Mortierellales; Mortierellaceae
Source: the annotation of a GenBank genome assembly
AUGACCACCCCCGUCUCCGAACAGGACAUCGCACGGGCGAACGCCAUCAAGGAAGAGGCCAACAUUCUCUUCGCCAACAAGAAGUUUGAAGAGGCCAUUGAGAAGUAUACUGAGGCUAUCGAGGUCAAUCCCAACGUCGCCGCUUUCUACGCCAACAGAGCCUUUGCCCACACAAAGAUCGAGGCCUAUGGUGCCGCUAUUCUUGAUGGAGACAAGGCAGUGGAGGUUGACCCAAAGUACGCCAAGGGAUACUAUCGUCGUGGAGUCGGCAAGUACGCCCUCGCCCGCUACAAAGAGGCUGCCAAGGACUUUAGAAUUGUGCUCAAGAUUGCGCCCAACGACAAGGACGCCAAGCUCAAGCUGGACGAUUGCGACAAGACCGUCGCUAGGAUGGCCUUUGAGAAGGCAAUUGCCUCCAACGAGGUUGUCAAGAAGGUCUCUGACUCGAUCGACACCCAGUCCAUUAUUGUCGAGGACGCUUAUGAUGGUGUCAGAAUCGAUGAUGGCAAGGUCACCAAGGAGUUUGUUGAUGACAUGAUUGAGCGCUUUAUCGGCCAGAAGAAGAUCCAUCGUCGCUACGCAUACGAGAUUAUUCUCCAGGCGAGAAAGUACUUCAUGGAGCAGUCCUCGCUGGUCGACGUCGAGAUUCCAAAGGACCACAAGCUGACAAUCUGCGGAGAUGUUCACGGACAGUUCUACGACUUUAACAACAUCUUUAAACUCAACGGCCGCCCCUCAGAGACUCACGCCUACCUCUUCAACGGCGAUUUCGUCGACCGCGGCAGCUUCUCGCUCGAGAUCAUCUUGACCCUCUUUGCCUACAAGCUGCUCUACCCCACAGGAAUGUACCUCACACGCGGCAACCACGAGACGGACGACAUGAACAAGGUCUAUGGUUUUGAGGAUGAGGUCAAAGCCAAGUUCUCAGAGACCAUGUUCAAGAUGUUCUCGGAGACCUUUGCCACCUUGCCUUUGGCACACUUGGUCCAAAAGAAGAUCUUUGUCGUCCACGGCGGAUUGAGCUCAAGAGACGAUGUCACUUUGGAGGAGAUUCGCAACAUUGACCGUGUCACCAAGGGCCAGCCUGGACAGGGAGGUUUGAUGUCAGAGUUGCUCUGGGCUGAUCCCCAGUUCUUGCCAGGACGGAGUCCUAGUGCCCGCGGUGUUGGACAAAAGUUCGGACCCGAUGUCACCGAGAACUUCUGCAAGAUGAACAACAUCGAUAUGAUUAUUCGAAGCCACGAGGUCAAGCAACAGGGAUACCAGGUGGAGCACGAUGGACGUUGCGUCACCAUCUUCUCAGCACCCAACUACUGUGACUCGGUCGGAAACAAAGGAGCGUAUAUUAAUGUGACACCCGAAACGGAAAAGGGAUACAAGCUGGACUAUGUUCAGUUUGAAGCUGUGGAGCACCCCAAGACACAACCUUACUCUAACAAGUUCCGUGGAGGAUUCUGA